AGAAUCAGGUCCGUCUCCAACUCACUAGUACUCAGCCGCCGCAAUCAGGGGGGCAGGUAGCUCGAGCGCGCGCUCCACCUGCGCCGACGCGAUGCGGGCCAAGUGGAAGAAGAAGAGGAUGCGGAGGCUCAAGAGGAAGCGCCGGAAAAUGAGGCAGAGAUCUAAGUAGGCGCAUCUUGUGACCGAGGAUGGCGAGCUUCUCCUGCACCAUGGCUGUGACGCGUUGGGAUGAUUGUCUCCCUUUGUAGACGUGCUUUGCUGUAGACGUAGGCGAUGUAAACCGUCCUUUUUGAUUAAUUCUAGUAUGUUCUGAGACUGGGUUUAUAUUGUAAUUUGAGGAUAAUUAUAUGAUGCUCUAAGUUUAUUGAUAUUCCUGUCACUCGAAUAUGUUAGAUGUC
Molecule: messenger RNA, 398 nt
Organism: Zea mays
Lineage: Eukaryota; Viridiplantae; Streptophyta; Magnoliopsida; Poales; Poaceae
Exons: 2
Coding region: 92-169 (25 amino acids)
Biological process (GO): translation
Cellular component (GO): ribosome
Molecular function (GO): structural constituent of ribosome
Source: RefSeq, marked validated